AUGUCGGAUUCACCAAAUCUACCGCACGAUCAAAAACAGCAACAGCAACAACAUCAACAUCAACAUCAUCAACAUCAACAAGGUUCAACUUCUUCAAAUCCACGACUUCGAACAAAUGAAAAAUUCCGACGAGCACCACAACAACAUGAUCUUCAACAGCAACAGCAACAACAACAACAGGACGAAGAUUUAGAAUUAAAUCGAGAGCAAGACCAAGAUGAAGAUCAAGAGGAUGACGACGAUGACGACGACCAAGAUAAUCAAGAAAUUAAUGAGGAUCAAGAUCAACAUCAGGAUCAAGACCAACAUCAGGAUCAAGACCAACAUCAGGAUCAAGACCAACAUCAGGAUCAAGACCAACAUCAGGAUCAAGACCAACAUCAGGAUCAAGACCAACAUCAGGAUCAAGACCAACACAUGCCGCAACCUGAAAAUCAUGAAUUAGAAUCAACUAAUUUACUACAACCAUCUAAUGCAUCAAUUCCAAUGUCUCAAAAUCUAGAAUUCUUCAACCGUUCUAAUAACCGUGUUCCAUCAAUUACUGAUGGAAGUACCAUAACUCAAGAUAGCUCAACUAUUGCUUUAUCACCCAGUGAAGGUAAUUCCCUGAUUUAUAACCCAUCAAUUAAACAAAAUCAACAACAAAUACCUGCAAGAAAAAAAAGAGUUCGAGUUUCAAAAGCUUGUACAUAUUGUCGUAAAAAAAAAGUUAAAUGUGAUGGAGGACAUCCAUGUUCAAAUUGUCGUCAAAAUAAUGAUAACGAUUGUGUUUAUGUAAGUGACUCAGAAAGGAAACCUAGAGCCCCUAGAGCAAGCUCUAUUAUUUCUUCAAAUGCAAAUAAAGUAACUAAAACACAAUCAAUUAAAGAAUUAGACACAAGAUUGAUUAAUAUUGAGAAUUUAUUAGCACAUUUAACUGAAGGUCUUCGAGAUUCUAAAAACUUAACAACACAAACUGGAAUAAAAAUUAAAGAAGAAAAAUCAGAAAAUGAUGACGGAAAACAAGAUGAAGAGAUUGAUAUCGAUGUCAACGAAGGAGAUGAUGAUAAUAUAACAAGUAGUUUUGUUGAAGACAAAUCUUCCCACAUAUCAUUUACUCGACCUAAAGCAAAACAUGUCAAUGCUCCCCCAUCAAGUUCAUAUUUACAAGAUAUAGAUGAAAGAGGAGAAUAUAAUGAUAAAUCAGAUCCUGAAGUAUUACUAAAUAAAUUUGGAUUCCAUUCGGUCAUUGAUAUUUUUUCAAAAGCUUCAUUUGAUAAUAUUUUAUUUGGUUUAGGUCCACAUCAUAAAUCUGAAACAAAAGAUUUGCAACAAAUUAUAAAUAUUUAUGAUUUUUUUUCACUGGCUUUUCUUGACUCUGUAAGUCAACCAAUCAAAACAAAUUUAAGAAGUAGAACUGAUUUGAUGGAUAAUACUUUUUCGGAUGAAACAUUGCCAUUAGAAAUAUUAAGUAGGUUUGAUGAAUUAUAUAUGGCUUCAUAUAUUUGUGGUGCUUCAUAUUUAAAAGAUUUAUUUGAAAAAUAUUUUCAAAAUAAAAAGAAAAUUCCAACAAAGGGUCCUAAUUCAAAAUUGAGAUCUUUUACUUGGUCAGAACUAAUGAUUAUGACUUGUCUGAUAAGUUUAUGUAUAUCACAAAUUGUUGAUGAAAGAAAUGUCAAUAAAAUUAAAAAAAUAGGUAAACCAGCUGGUAAAGCAUUACAAAAUUUAAGUGAUCAAGAUUUAUUAGAAUUAGAUUCUAAAUGUUUUUUCUCACUGAUUUUUUAUUAUAAUAGAUUAGCAUUUUUAAGUGAAGGUGUUUCAACGGUUCAAGCACUUUUAUUAUUUAUCAUUUAUUUACAGCUGGUUACAUCUUCAAUUAAAGUGAUAUAUUUGCCGUUGACAAUUGCAAUGAGAAAUGCUCAAGAACUAGCAUUACAUAGAAGAGAAUCGUAUGAGGGAUUGAGUUGGCAAGAGCAACAAACUAGAAAGACAUUAUGGUGGUUUUGUGAAUCUUAUGAAGUUGCAUAUUGUUUCCGUCAUGGUAAACCAAUUCAAAUAAGAGAAGAUGAACUUUCUGCUCUUAUUGAUGGUGACAAAUCAACCAAAACAAUCAUGCAUUCUAAUAUUGAAUUAAUAAGGAGUUUAUGGGAUGAAAGAACUAAGUUAGAUGAAUCAAAAUUAAAUGAGAUGAAAGAGAAAAGAACUUUACAUCAAUGUGCUGCUUAUUUUAUUUAUCGAUUAACAAAAAUUAGAAUGAGAUCUUAUGAUUUAAUUUACAGUGUAUCGGCUCAAAAUAAUAGAUUAUCUACAAUAUUUUCUCAUAUUGAUGAUAUAAAUAAAAGUAUGCAAGAAUUAGCAGAUUUGGCGGAACCUCCGAUAACUAUUUGUUUUUAUAAUGAUCCAAGAUUUCUAUUUAAGUCGAAAAACAAACCAUUGGAACAAAUUUUGGUGGUUGAUUCUGGUUAUGAAAAUUUCUUAGCUAUGUAUUUUGAAUUCUAUUUGCAUUUAAUGACAAUAAAUAGAGUGGCAUUGCAACCAAUAACUAAUACUGGUGAUAAUGAAGAUUUAAUACAAAAAGCAAGAGAAUUUAGAAAUAUAGCUAAUGAAAGUGCAAGAACAAUCUUAUAUGUUACAAAAAGUUUUAAUAUGAAAACAAUGUAUUUUUCAGCUUUCAGUUGGUUUUUAUACUAUCCAUUUGCUGCAUUUAUGCACUUGGCAAGUGUUCAUCUUGCUAAUCCAAACACUCAUGAAGCUGAGUCUGAUUUAAAGUUAAUGAUUGAAAUAUCUUUUAGCUUUUUUGCUUAUAAGAAUAAAAGUAAGACUGUCAAGAUAGUAAGAAACUGUGUUAGACAAACAUUAUAUGAUUUAAUCACUCGUUAUUUUCUUAAAAUUUUUUCAAACAUCAUUACUGAUCCAGAAGUACAUAAUAGAAUAUUUGGUAAGAACAAAAUAUCUCAAAAACAUUUAGAUUUGCAAAAUCAAUUUCCUGAAUUUUUUACAGCUAAAAAUCAAUUGGGUAUUAAUUCAGAAUUAACCACUGAUGUAUUUAAAAAAUGGUUCAGACCAUAUGCUUUAGCUAACACUGGUCAACUCCCGGUAAACGAAGAACAUCUUAGAGCCAAUGAUCAUAAUCAAAGACAAAACGAUGAUCAUAGAAAAAUUAAUCAAUUAGGUGAAGAAAGUAACAAAACGGAUGCUUUAUCAAAAUCAAAUUCUCAAAUUACAUCAGACAUAACUUCGAAUGAAAAUUCUGGAACUGGUGAAUCACUUAAGUCAAGUAAUACAUCUAGUGGUUCCAAUAAGAAUAUACUGGUUGAACGUAAAAUAGACAAUAUUUUGAAAAAUGCAAUAUCACCACUGAAUUCAACACAAGUAAGAACUCAAGAGUAUGAAGAUCAAUUAACGGAUUUUGCUUAUCAACAACAAAGACUGCAAAUACCUCAAACAACUAGUGGGACAAGUGGUGCAAGUAGUACUAAAAGUUCACAAUAUAGACCUAGAAUGGGGCCUCGUCUGCAGCUGCAAAGAAGUAUUCAACAACAGCAGAAACAACAACAACAACAACUUGACAAACAACACCAGGAACAACAAGCUCAACAACAACUACAGCAACAACAAGCUCAACAACAACUACAGCAACAACAUGCUCAACAACGUGCUCAACAACAAGCUCACCAACAAGCUCAACAACAUGCUCAACAACAGGCUCAGCAGCAUCAACAACAAGUUCAACAACAUGCUCAACAACACACUCAACAUCAUGCUCAGCAACAAACUCAACCACAAUAUUCUAAUCAUAUGCCUCCUUAUUUCCCACAAGUUGCUCAACCUGACCAUUUUUCAGCUGGAGACAGUACAUUUACAUCUCAAUUUCUGGAAUCUCCUAUCAAUCAAAAUUCAGCAAUGAUGCAACAUACUCAUUUUUUCCCAAAUACAAAUCAAAUUCCACAUAUGAUUGCAGCAAAUGCUGACGAUGAUUUCCCUAAUUUUCAAAGACAAAAUACUCAACAUCCACCACCAACUUCAGCUCAUUCACAACCACAACCACAACCACAUCCUCAACAGCAACAAUCUUUCAGUCAUCAAUAUGGUCCACCUCAAUUCUCAGAUUCAAAUGAUCAAAAUGUACCAUCUCAACAAACAUUUGCUAAUGUAUUUGGAGCAGCAACGAAUUUUGAAAUUCAAGAAUUAUUAGAUGAAUACAAUCAAAAUCAAAAUGUUGGUAACCAAGAUCAAACGCAACAAGAAUAA
This is a messenger RNA of Lodderomyces pseudojiufengensis, 4230 nucleotides long. It is a transcript of the gene HAL9, whose product is annotated as Hal9p. The coding region runs from base 1 to 4230 and encodes 1409 amino acids. Gene Ontology annotation, molecular function: zinc ion binding; DNA-binding transcription factor activity, RNA polymerase II-specific. The record is from RefSeq and is a predicted model, not a curated record. Gene Ontology annotation, biological process: regulation of DNA-templated transcription. NCBI's taxonomy places the organism in Eukaryota, Fungi, Ascomycota, Pichiomycetes, Serinales, Debaryomycetaceae. The transcript has a single exon.